Molecule: messenger RNA, 2718 nt
Organism: Talaromyces amestolkiae
Lineage: Eukaryota; Fungi; Ascomycota; Eurotiomycetes; Eurotiales; Trichocomaceae
Exons: 1
Coding region: 1-2718 (905 amino acids)
Biological process (GO): transmembrane transport
Molecular function (GO): transmembrane transporter activity
Source: RefSeq, a predicted model, not a curated record
AUGGCUGACGGUUUUCUUGCCAUUUCCUUGCCUAGUUCUGAUCACGUCGACGAUGCGGGCAAGAAUUUCUCAAGACGCGCCCCUCGAGGACUCAUAAGAACAACAUCUAUUUCCUCCCAGUCUUUUUCACAUACAUCAGCAUUGAAAUCACCCAAUGGCGUCACUUCUAACAAGCAGACGCCCGGACCAGGGGAUGCGCAAAGCAAGCCAAAGAAUGUGGGAAUUCUACAAGUCACCAAUAGCGUCGAGUAUACUAUCAACCAGCGUAGCUUACAGGUUGAGCAAAAGCAACAACCUAUGUCGACGUCAGUUGCCCACACCCAGGAAGGGGUUUCGCAUCUUCAAGGGUCCACAAUCGCCGCCAACAUUCCUUAUGCUGAUAGCUUGAGGGGUGACUCUUCCCAUCGGCUUUCCUCAGAUGAUAGCUCAUCCCCAUCCUCAUAUGACAGUACCUCUAGUGGAUCCACUUCAAGCACUAACGAGUGCUCGACUGAAAUCACUGACGAUGAUUAUGAUGAUGGGAUCGGCACGGAAGAAAAACUCAAAGCCGCAGACCAUGCAGCUCAAGAGCAAGCUCGCUGGCCUUUCUGCCUUUGCUUCCCAAAAUCAAAGUUUCUUGACGUACAAGGCCUUAGUGUGAUUUUACCUAUCAAUAUUCCUAUCGUCUCUAAAGUGCGUGAAGAUCUACCUCUGGUCGUUCUAACAGAGAAACUCUACGACUUGCUCAACGAGGAUGAGGAAGGGUCGGCUGCUAAGGAACGAGAAACAGGACGUUCUAUAAAGCUCCCCAAAGCUCUCUUAAUUGUUCAACAAAUGACUCGAAGGGGCCUCAAUAUUUCCCCUCGGGUCCGCGCCUCCUCUCCUGGCUUGCACUCUGGGCAAAGUACACCAUCUGAAGAUCACAAUCCCGAUGAUUGCCUAGCUUCGCGAUCUCACAACAAUUUUGGCGUGCUUGCCAACCUACUAAGACUUCAUGACAGGCGACAUGCGGCAACAAACUACGGUCCAAGUCCAGAGUACGUCAGCUACCCUGACAGUCUACAUCUCCGCAACGGUAGCUUCGAUGACACAGAUAGCUCCGAACGAUCACUUAGCCAGGAUUCGGGCAUCGUUAAGCCUCCUAAGAGGAAAUGGUGGGAGAAGAACUCAGGCAACUCAUCUCCACCUCUAUCUUGGACAAACUCAAGCACCAAGAGCUCUUUCUCGCACCCGUCCGGGCAACGGCCACCGCUUAGACGUUCUCGAAGCAGCGGUGGCCUAACCCCAGCUAUACAAAGACUGUUGAAGAUGCGUGCUCAGGAAAAUGCUCGUGAUGAGAUGUGUAUUACUGUGCAACUUGCCGAGACUCUAUCCCGUCAACGAUAUCUACUGCGCCUUUGCAAGGCGCUGAUGAAGUACGGAGCACCUACGCACCGACUAGAAGAAUAUAUGCGCAUGACGGCGAAAGUUUUAGAAAUUGACGGGCAGUUUCUGUACAUUCCUGGCUGUAUGGUCAUAUCAUUUGAUGAUGCUGCUACCCAUACUGCAGAUGUCAAACUGGUCAAAGCUGCGCAAGGUGUGGACCUGGGUCGAUUGUUUGAAGUGCAUCAGAUCUAUAAAGAAGUGAUCCACGAUGUCAUUGAAGUUGCAGAGGCUACGCGAAAACUGGAAGAAAUAAUGAAACGGAAACCGCGGUUUAAUGUUUGGUUUCUCAUCCUCAUGCAUGGUUGCGCGAGUGCUUCUGUUGGUCCUUUCGCAUUUGGAGCUCGCCCUAUUGAUAUGCCGAUAGCAUUUCUUCUCGGCUGCUUGCUUGGAAUCCUCCAAUUAGUUCUAUCACCGCGUUCUUACCUAUACUCAAAUGUAUUCGAGAUCUCUGCUGCCGUCCUCACGUCCUUCCUCGCAAGGGCCUUUGGCAGUAUCCCGUAUCAGGGAGGUCGUCUUUUCUGUUUCUCCGCACUUGCUCAGUCAUCCAUCGCUCUUAUCUUACCAGGAUAUAUGGUUUUAUGUGGAAGCCUGGAACUACAGUCACGUAGCAUCGUUGCCGGCUCAGUUCGCAUGGUGUAUUCAAUUAUUUAUUCCCUCUUUCUUGGAUUCGGCAUCACUGUUGGCACUUCGGUAUACGGUCUGUUAGACCCCAACGCCACUUCAGAUUAUUAUUGCCCACCGAGCCCCAUUGAAAAUCCUUACCUACAGCGCCUGCCAUUCGUGAUCAUGUUCACUUUUUGCUUGACAACUAUAAAUCAGUCCAAGUGGCGACAGAUACCAGUGAUGCUUCUGAUAUCCCUUUGUGGAUAUCUGACGACGUAUUGCUCGACGAAGAGAUUUGGGUCAAAUACUCAAGUCGUCAACGCUCUAGGUGCCUUUGUUAUUGGCGUGAUGGGGAAUCUAUACAGUCGACUUCGGCAUGGAUUAGCUGCCGCAGCUAUCCUGCCAGCUAUAUUUGUCCAGGUACCAUCAGGUCUAGCAGCAAGUGGCUCUCUGGUUUCCGGCAUCACAUCGGCUGAUGAAAUCAACCACAACACCUCUUUCUAUUCGAUUAUCAACAACGGGACUCAAGGUUUUCUUGAGGCUCAACAAAACAUGUCACUCUACGGAAGCAGCAAGAUGUACAGCGGAGUCGUCUUUGACAUCGGAUAUGGAAUGGUCCAGGUUGCCAUUGGAAUUACUGUUGGUCUGUUUUUGGCUGCUUUAGUUGUCUAUCCCUUGGGAAAGAAACGGAGUGGUCUCUUCAGUUUUUAA